This is a messenger RNA of Marmota flaviventris (yellow-bellied marmot), 3099 nucleotides long. NCBI's taxonomy places the organism in Eukaryota, Metazoa, Chordata, Mammalia, Rodentia, Sciuridae. The record is from RefSeq and is a predicted model, not a curated record.
AUUGCCAGGGACCUCCUCCAAUAGGAAAUACAGAAAUUCUGUUAGGUUCCUGGCCUGACCAGCCUUAUACAGAGGGUACUCAGGCUACCUACAAAUGCCACCCUGGCUACAGAACCCUUGGCACCAUCAAAAGGGCAUGCAGAAAUGGAGAAUGGGUGGCUCUUAAUCCAGCCAGGAUAUGUCAGAAGAAGCCCUGUGGACAUCCUGGGGAUACUCCAUUUGGUUCUUUUCAUCUUGAAGUUGGAAAUAAAUUUGAAUAUGGUGCAAAAGUUGUUUAUAAAUGUGAUGAGGGGUAUGUAGUCAAUAUUAAAAAGGUUUAUAACUCAAAUACUAAAGAGGAACUAUGGGCCUUGCAUAGGAUGCAGUCAGAAUUUAAUCCCUUGCAUUUAGAAAUUUCCUGCACAUCGCCAGAAAUUAGAAAUGGCUAUUCUGUAUCUCCUAAGAAAAUUUAUAAGGAGAAUGAAAUAUUUCAAUAUAAAUGUAAUCAAGGUUUUGAAAACAGUGAAAGAGGAAAUGCUACAUGCACUAGUUCAGGAUGGAGUCCAAUUCCUUCAUGUGAAGAAGUAACAUGUAAUCCUCCUUAUAUUCCAAAUGGUGUUUACUCACCUGAAAGGAUUAAGCACAGAACUGAAGAUGAAAUCAGAUAUGAAUGUAAAAGUGGUUUUUAUCCUGCAACCAGGGGAAAUACUGCAAAAUGUACACGUAGUGGCUGGAUACCUCCUCCAAGAUGUAGCUUGAAACCUUGUGAUUUUCCAGAGAUAAAACAUGGACGUCUAUACUAUGAAGAAAGAUAUAGACCAUACUUUCCAGUACCUAUAGGACAACGAUAUACCUAUGAAUGUGAUAACAAUUUUGUGUCUCCUUCAAAAUCAUACUGGGGUUACAUUUAUUGCACAAAAGAAGGAUGGCUGCCAGAAGUACCAUGCAUCAGACAAUGCAUUUUCAAUUAUGUGGAAUAUGGAUAUUACUCACGUGAAACAAGACAUUUACUGUAUGAGUCUGUUAAAGUUGAUUGUUAUCCUGGCUAUAGUCUUUCAAAUGGUCAAAACACAGUUACAUGUACAGAGAAUGGCUGGUCCCCUCCUCUCAAAUGCAUUCGGAUUAAUAUUUCCUGUGUGAAUCCACCCAAAGUGGAAAAUGCUAAUAUAAUAUCAAACCAGAUGCUUAAGUAUCCGUCUGGUGAGAGAGUACGUUAUGAAUGUAUCAAACCUUUUGAAAUAUUUGGCGAAGUAGAAGUGAUGUGUCUAAAUGGAACUUGGACAGAGCCACCUCAGUGCAAAGAUUCCACAGGAAAAUGUGGGCCUCCUCCACCUAUUGACAAUGGAGACCUCACUUCAUUCCCAUUACCAGUAUAUCCUACGGGCUCAUCAGUUGAAUAUCAGUGCCAAUCCUUAUAUCAACUUGAGGGUAGCAAGACAGUAAUAUGUAGAAAUGGAAAGUGGUCAAACCCACCAAAAUGUUUACUUGCAUGUGUAAUAUCAGAAGAAAUCAUGGAAAGAUACCACAUAACCUUAAGGUGGAAAGAAUGGCAAAAGCUUUAUUCUUCAUCAGGGGACACAGUUGAAUUUGUGUGUAAAUAUGGAUAUUCUCCAUCAAAGCGAAAUCAAUCAUUUCGUACAAGGUGUAUUGAUGGUCACCUGGAAUAUCCCGCUUGUAUUAAGAGAUACUCUUAAUUUCAUUAAAAUGUGCACUUAAAUUCAGAAUUUUUAUCAUUAAUCUAGCUUUCAAUUUUAUUUUAAAGUAUUGUUUAACUCAUUUUUAUUCAUAAAUUAGAAUUUGUGUUGAUACCUGCUAAUGUGUUUAGAAUCUGAGAGGCUAGAGCCCCACAUCUUAAAAGCACUGCAUUCAAAUUUGGCAAAUCAAAGUGCCACGCAUCCUAUUUAUAAAACAUCUAUGCAAGAAAUUAGAUGCAAUUACUUUGUGCUUGUCUGUAUCCAUCAUUCUCCAAACUGAAAGUUUUCUACAUAACUUUUGGGGCUCUCUGAGACUGUGUUUCACAGUGCAUAAAAAGAUAGACUCUCCAUCUUCAAAAUUAUAUAAUUCAGAAAGAUCUAAAUACCAAACAAAGUAAUGACUUAUAUUAGUCAAAAAUAUAAUCAAUUACUAAUUAUUAUUUAUCCAUAAGCAAAUGUAAAAAGAUGACAUGUGAGCUUCUAAAAUAUAUGAAUCUAGUACAUUCAACAAUGUAAACAAAUCAUAAAGAGGAAUAGAAGCUUAAUUAGAUAUAUAACUAUAAAACUAUCAUAAUUGUUACUAUGUAACUAUGGAAAAAAUGGCAGAAAAUGCAAUAAAAUCUGUAAAAACUAUAUUUGUGCUUAGAGGUAAGAGGAUUGACUUGUUUAAUUCCUUUAAAGAGACAGUCUCUAAAUUAUGGUGGUUUAAUUUGUGAUUUUUUUUUUUUUUUACUUUACAGUAGUAUGAAAGUGAUAUGUAUUCAGUAGAAAUUGUACUUUAAUCUGUUUCUAUGACUAGAAAUACAUGAUAGACAAUUUUUAUGGUAUUGGGUAACAGCAGUUUACAGCAUCCAAUUGGCCUUGUGAUCAACAAAGUAUACUACAGGGUACUGUUCUGCUAAGCUAUGAUAUAUGAUAGGUUGGUAUAUUAAAUGUAUGUUCAACUUAAAAUAAUUUUAAUUUAUCAUAAGUUAAUCAGGAUGUAACAUUCUAAAUUGAGGAGUAUCAGCAUUUAUAUUAUAUUGUACAAUUUUUAAACCUUUAAUAUACUCAGUUUUGAACUUUGAGAAUAAGUCGUUUUAAGACAAUAAUGCCUAAAAACCAAGGUGAUCUUGUGGAGAAAUAUAAACGCCUUAUUGGUAAUGAUCUCAAGGUCAAAUUAUGCUUUAAUGAGUUUUUUUGUUGCAGAAAUAUUUUUCUUCUGUUUUUAAAAUUUCAGUAACAAGAUCUUGAAGUGUAAUUUUAUAUCUUUGCAUUUCAGACAGCAGUAUUUAGUUAAAAUCACUUUGUCUAGAAACAUUUUUUGAUUUUUAAAAAGCUAUAAUCUUAGGAUGAAAAUAAAGAUAAAGAUAAAAAUGUACAAAACUUUAAGGUGAUAAAUUGUUACCUCUUAUUGCAUAAAAUCAUAAAGCUUAUAUUAAACGCU